CAGCAACAAGGGGAAGUUGAGAAUCACAGUCAAGAAGCCGGCCUGUAGUCAGCCAGGCAACAGUUCCAUGCAGGCAAGGUCAGGAAAAACGUACUUUGCAUCCACAACUGCAGUUCCUGCCAAAGGCCAUCUAUUCCUGGGACUGCUUGCUUGGGACUGCUUCUGCAAAGACUCUGGCCCAGUUUUUAGCAGCACAGCUAGUUCCAUCAAUCCACGUUUCCAAAAUGGCAUUCAACGGCACAUGGCAGGUGUAUGUCCAAGAGAAUUAUGAAGCGUUCCUGAAAGCUAUUGCCUUGCCUGAAGACAUCAUCAAAACUGCCAAAGACAUUAAGCCAAUCAUUGAGAUCCAGCAAACGGGAAACAAUUUUGUUAUCACAUCCAAAACCCCCAACAAAUCUGUAACAAAUACAUUUACACUGGGGAAAGAAACCGAAAUGUCCACCAUGGAUAACAAAAAAGUAAAGUGCACAGUGAACCUGGUAGAUGGGAAACUAAUAUCCAAAACAGACAAGUUCACUCAUGAGCAAGAAAUAAUAGGCAACGAAAUGGUGGAGAAAAUAACUGCGGGCUCAGCAACAUUUGUCAGAAAAAGCAGGAAGAUUUAAAACUGCAAAGGAAGACCUUAUUUAGCAAUUGAUAUUUUUAUAUUUGGGAAAUAAAAUACACUUUCCACCAUC
Sphaerodactylus townsendi is the source of this 677-nucleotide messenger RNA. RefSeq names its product fatty acid-binding protein, liver-like. Gene Ontology annotation, biological process: fatty acid transport. Gene Ontology annotation, molecular function: fatty acid binding. The transcript has 5 exons. Gene Ontology annotation, cellular component: nucleus; cytosol. Lineage: Eukaryota; Metazoa; Chordata; Lepidosauria; Squamata; Sphaerodactylidae. The record is from RefSeq and is a predicted model, not a curated record. Bases 225 to 605 code for a protein of 126 amino acids.